This is a messenger RNA of Myxocyprinus asiaticus (Chinese sucker), 2081 nucleotides long. RefSeq names its product sciellin-like. Gene Ontology annotation, cellular component: cytoplasm. The record is from RefSeq and is a predicted model, not a curated record. Bases 170 to 1720 code for a protein of 516 amino acids. Lineage: Eukaryota; Metazoa; Chordata; Actinopteri; Cypriniformes; Catostomidae. Gene Ontology annotation, biological process: epidermis development. The transcript is spliced from 26 exons.
CUCACAGUUCAAGUUCAGUUGCUCUCAUGUGUGUGUCAUAUGAAGCCACACCUUUUGCUGGCCUUGCCUUCCCUACCCAGGUCAAAUAUGUAAGAAGGGAAGCUUGGUAAACUGUAUGUUAUUCUCGUUCAACAUCUAAUCACAUCUCACAGGUCUGAAAGCGUAAACCAUGUCUUUCCCUAGAAGGUCAUACGGUCAAGUCCAAACAGUUUCGACUGUGAACAGCAGUAGCACUAAAGUAGUGGAAGACAGCAAAAAGAAGACAUCACUGCUGAAGGACAACAGCUGGAUCAAGACCAAUGUGAAUGAAAACGAGCCAGAACAAGGUGCAAUCUUUGGCAAAACUGUUCUGAUGCGUUACAAGUCCAAUGAAAACCUUAUCAGCCCUGCAGAUAGUAAAACUAGCAAAACCGAGAGCAAAACCACCACCAUCACCACUUCAUCAGGUUCUGUCCAUGCUCUCACUAAAAGAUUUGGUGGGAGCCAGGACAAGCUGAAUGAAAGCAGAACCACAGGAACUAAAACAACAGUGAAAACGGAGCCCAAGACAAGCACUACAGCUACAACACUCAAAGAUGGUACAAAGAUAACUGAGACAACUGUCACCACAACCAGUAAAGAUGUAGUGAAAAGCAGGUCUGCAGUGUUCAGUGAACGAGACCAGCCAGUUUUAAAGAGGAGUUCUGGUGACUACAAGACUGAAGUCGUUACAGUGAAGUCAUCAAAGGACACUAUUGAUGGACCAACCUCACCUGCCAAGACCACCACAAGCGUCAAAACUUACACCAAGGAGGAAGUUUCCCCAGCUAAAACAACAUCUCACUCCGUCCAAUCCACAAAAAGUGACUACAAGACUGAAGUCAUUACAGUGAAGUCAUCAAAGGAAACCAUUGAUACAGCAAGCUCACCCGUUAAGACCACCACAAGCAUCAAAACUUACACCAACAAGGGGGAAGUUUCACCAACUAAAACAACAUCCUACUCUGUCCGCUCCACAAAGAGCACUGAGGAUCAACUGUUUGACACUCUCAUACCAACGUCAAUCAAGACAACCUAUUCCAAACCUGAAAGCAGUGACUACAAGACUGAAGUAGUUACGGUGAAAUCGUCAAAGGAAACCAUUGAUAUGCCAAGCACACCUGUCAAGACCACUACAAGCAUCAAAACCUACAACAAGGAGGAAGUUUCACCAUCUAAAACGACAUCCUACUCUAUCCAAUCCACAAAGAGCACUGAGGAUCAACUAUUUGACACUCUCAUACCAACAUCAAUCAAGACAACUUCUACCAAUAAUGACAGCAGUCGCAGGGAAGAUAUAACUGUCUCCAAAUCCAUCAGAACGGUGUACUCCACAAGCGACAGAAAUGAGCGGACUAGUGUCACAAGUCCUACUUACACCAGAACAUCAUACACAGAGAGCAGGCCUAUUGAUAGCCUGUCCGACACCCUUACAUCAAAAACCACUACAACAGUAUACACAUCACCUGAGAAGAAAGUCACAGAGAGAGACCUUUGUACAUUCUGCCGUAAAAACAUGUACAAUGCAGAAAAGAUUAUCCUGGAUGACAUGAAUAUAAACUGUCAUGCAAGUUGUUUCAAGUGUGAGGUAUGCAAUGCUUCCCUUGGACACCUGAAGGCAGGAGACAGCUUGUGGGUCUACCGUCGCUCUGUUCACUGUGAAAACUGCUUUGGUGUCACCAAGGGCAAGUGGCAUCGCUGAAACUACGUUGACCAUUAAUGAAGUCAAAUAAAAGAAAACGAUUUGCCAAAUAUUUAGACAGCCAAGACCGGAAAUUUUUCAUGGUUUUAAUGUGGACCCCGUGUUAUCUACAGUACAUUUAAAUAGUUUUGGUGGUGGUCUUAUGUCAGAUAAACAAAGUGCAUUGAUAGUUAUCAUUUCCUAGUGAUGUGAUAUGUAUCUCAUCUAACUACCAAAAUAAUAAGAAUAUUUUAAAAGAAGAAUUUUCUUAUCAUCUCAUGUAUGAUAAUAAUAAAUAUGAGUAAUAUUAGAGUUGAUUUGUUCCAGUUUUUUGUCACUUGUGUUAUUUUAAUAAAGGUUUAAUGUCUAUGAUAUGAAAACA